Molecule: messenger RNA, 150 nt
Organism: Cetraspora pellucida
Lineage: Eukaryota; Fungi; Glomeromycota; Glomeromycetes; Diversisporales; Gigasporaceae
Source: the annotation of a GenBank genome assembly
CAUAUCCAAACAUCAAAAGAUGCAUACCAUUCCUUGGCUGAAAAAGCAUGUACUCUUUUAGAAAUGGCAUUUAAUAUGUUUAAUCUAAAUGGUGAAAAUGCUUUUCUAAAACAUUGGAAAGAUAUAGAGAAAUCUACCAAUUGGUAUUGA